AUGUCAAACCCUUGGUUGACGCCCCGCCGUGCUUCCGCCCUAUCCCCUCCGUCUCUCGCCGCUGGUGAUGACCAGAACCCCAUCCCUCCUCUUCCCCCCGACCCUCCUGACCUUGGCCAAUACCCUCCACUUUCUCCCUCUUCCACCAAAACCAUCCUUGCCCGUAAUUCUUCCCCCAAAACUGUUGUUUCUGUCAAAGGAACUUCUACCUCUACCGUUGGCUCUGCUGAAGCUAAGUCAACUCUUAAGCCUAAGAUUAUUGGAUCUGAAGGCAAAACUGAAGCUCCUCUUCCAGCUUCUGUUACUCCUCCUCCUACUGUUAAUGUGUCUCCUGCAGCUCAGCAAGAGCCACAAAAAUCUUUUGUUCAGCAAAUGCCACAAAAUUCCUCUACUCAGCAGACUCCUUCCCUAGUUGAAAAAAUCAGAAGAUUAGAGGAUAAGUCCCUCACGAGGCUUGCCCCAGUGUCUUUUGCAGAGAAUGGAAGGCAAACUAUGAGGGUUAGUGAGGCUAACUGUUUGUUACAAGUUGUACAGGUGAAAGCAUUGGAAGCUCCUACUGAAACUAACCUGUUGCAGGAGAGGGAAGCACUUCAAAAAUGGUUGUUCUUGCGCCAGAUUGAAGAAUCCUACUUUCGCCAAAAAUCAAGGGUUAACUGGCUUAAAGAGGGAGACCAGAACACUGCAUAUUUUUUCAGAGUAUUUCAAACUAGAGUCAGCUACAACUCCAUUCGUACAUUCCAACUGUCCUCAGGAAUCUUCAUCUCUGAUCCUCUGCUCAUGAGUCACCUCGCCAUAAAACACUUUCAGAGUAUCCUCGGUCCUGAAACGCUUCACCCACUCCUGCUCACUUUGCAUCCUUCUUGGUUCUCUGACCUGACUGGUUUUGUGUUCCCUCAACGCUUAACUGCCUCAAUGACCUCUAUCCCUUCAAGCACUGAGAUCACUAAGGUUAUGUUCAAACUCAACCCAAAUAAGGCCCCCGGGCCGGAUGGUCUGACCUCUGGAUUUUUCAAGGCUACUUGGUCUCUACUGGGUGAUGAGGUUGUCUGUUCUAUCACUGAUUUCUUCCUCAACUCUUUCCUUCCAGCCACAACAAACUCAGCUAUCUUGUCUCUAGUGCCCAAGAGGCUGGGUGCUUCCUUCAUCACCGACUAUCGGCCAAUUGCUUGCCUAAACACUAUAUACAAAGUGAUCUCUAGGCUACUGGUACGUCGUCUGAAGCCGGUCUUGUCCUCCAUCAUUGUUCCAAAUCAGACCGCAUUUGUCAAAGACAGACUUCUUCUCGAGAACACUGUUCUUGCGGGUGAACUGGUCAACGGAUAUCACAAGAGACAUGGUCCUAAAAGGAUUACCAUAAAGGUUGACAUUGCAAAGGCUUUUGAUACUCUCUCUUGGGAGUUCCUUUUCAACUGUUUGCAGGGGCUAGGGGUUCCAGAAAUUCUAACUGGCUGGCUAAGGAAAUGUGUCUGCACUACUAACUUCAUGAUAGGAUACAACGGUCGGGUUCAAGGUUACUUUAAAGGGAAGCGGGGCUUAAGGCAGGGUGAUCCUCUUUCUCCUUAUCUCUUUGUGGUAGCGAUGAACAUCCUCUCCGUUAUGCUGAACAAAGCCGCUGCGGACCUAAAGAUUAAGUAUCAUCACAAGUGUGCUACUUCCAAGCUCACCCACCUUUGCUUCGCUGACGACCUCCUUAUAUUCAUUGACGGUUCUAUAGAAUCAGUGCAGAAUGUCCUCCAGGUCCUUAAGGAGUUUGAGAUGCGGUCUGGGUUGGCGGUUAGUAUAGAGAAGUCCUCCUUCUUUGCCUCGGGCCUUACUCAACAAGAAUUAGAUGCCAUCAAAGUCUCCACUGGAAUGCAACAAGGAUCCCUCCCGGUUCGUUACUUAGGAGUCCCACUAAGUUCGAAAAAACUCUCCCUGGCUAACUGUGAGGUCCUCCUGCAUCAAAUAAAAGGAAAGAUGACUUCUUGGAGUGCAAAAACUCUAUCCUUUGCAGGACGACUGUUACUCAUUAAGACUGUCAUAGCGGGCAUUAAUAACUUUUGGUGCUCAACAUUCAUCCUUCCUAAAGAAUGCAUCCGGCGUAUCAACUCUAUAUGUGGUCACUUCCUGUGGCAAAGAAACUUAGAAGGAGUCCAUAACGCUAGGGUAUCUUGGGAGAUGGUUACUAAGACUAAGAAAGAGGGAGGACUAGGCAUCAAAGAUUUGGGAAUUUGGAACAAGGCAUGUUGUUUAAAGCUCAUCUGGCUACUAUUCUUCCAAUCAGGUUCAGUUUGGGUCGCAUGGUACAGAAAUGAGGUGCUAAACGGGUGUAUUAACAACUUUUGGACAGCAAAGAAAAGCCCUACGAACUCAUGGCUGGAUAACAAACUCCUAAAGCUACGAGGAGAGGUGUUUACCUGGAUAAAAUUGCGUGUGGGAGAUGGGACUGAUUGUCGGUUUUGGACUGAUAAUUGGUCUUCAUUUGGCUCCCUACAGACAUAUCUCCUUAGAAAUUCGACGUCAAGGUUAGGCAUUCCAGCGACAGCUACUCUUUCAGAGAUCAAUGAGGAUGGAAACUGGCUGCUCCCUCCUGCUCGUUCAGAAGAACUUCUAAACCUCCAAGUUUAUCUUACUGAACUCACAUUAACUGCAGGAAAAGACCGUUAUGAAUGGGUGCUGGAAGAUAAACCUCUAACUAAGUUUGUGACUGGAGAUGUCUAUACUAAGCUGAAGGGGGAGACUCAAACAUUACCAUGGACAAAAUUGGUGUGGAUCAAAGGUGGUGUCCCUAAACAUAGUUUUCUCACUUGGCUCUUUGCUCUUGACCGAUGUCCAACUCGUGAUCGCCUCCUCCGAUGGGGCCUGCAAACAGACUCUAACUGUCUUCUCUGCAACAUGGCUGAUGAGUCUCGGGACCAUCUUUAUUUUCUGUGCCCUUUUGCGUGGAGUCUAUGGACAUUAGUGGCGCAAAGAUGUAGACUUGUCUACGAUAGACGUUGGGAUCACUGCCUCACUCAACUACAAUCACUAUCAGGCAACAAAUAUGUGAGAAGGGUUACCUUGUUGGGAUGGCAAUCAACCGUUUAUUGGAUUUGGAGUGAAAGGAACAAUAGACUACAUCGAAACUCUUACCGCACGGUGGAUGCUCUGUUUCGUCUUCUCGACAGACAAAUUAGAGAUAAGUUUUUGAGUCAUCGUGAUCACAAUCCCCUUCUGGCGUCGAAACUUAUGCAAAUCUGGCUCCCAUCUGAUUGA
Messenger RNA from Brassica oleracea var. oleracea, 3234 nucleotides. RefSeq lists its product as uncharacterized. The record is from RefSeq and is a predicted model, not a curated record. Bases 1 to 3234 code for a protein of 1077 amino acids. The transcript is spliced from 3 exons. Lineage: Eukaryota; Viridiplantae; Streptophyta; Magnoliopsida; Brassicales; Brassicaceae.